AUGCCCGUCACAACCCGAUCGGCCAGCCGUCGCAUGGCAGCGGCACAAGCCAUCGCCGCUGCCGCCGCUGCCGCCGCCGCCGCCACCAAACCCUGCCAGCCCCGCAUCAAAUACCGGCGCGUCAACGGAAAGCCUGGGAUCCUCAUCAGCCCGCCGGAGGGCGUCAAGCCGAGACGUCGGGUGGUGCUGACGACGGGUGCCAGAGGCCAGAAGCUCACGAGGAUCCGCGGCCCCGGCGACCGCUUGUUGGUCCGCGUCCCUGGAAAGUCGCCAGCCGCGAACACGCCAGAGCGCCGCCUGAGCACGUUCGUCAGGGGUGGUCGGGUUUGGAUUCGCAUCCGGCCCGCUGUUCAACAAGCCCGUGGUGCGGCCGCCAGCUCGCAAGGGCAGAGGAAAUAG
This is a messenger RNA of Pyricularia grisea, 399 nucleotides long. RefSeq lists its product as uncharacterized. The record is from RefSeq and is a predicted model, not a curated record. Bases 1 to 399 code for a protein of 132 amino acids. The transcript has a single exon. NCBI's taxonomy places the organism in Eukaryota, Fungi, Ascomycota, Sordariomycetes, Magnaporthales, Pyriculariaceae.